AUGACAGGGCACAGCUCACAUUACAGCGAGAAGUUCCUCGAUUUCGCUCGCAAGAACAAUAUCAUCCUUCUCGGCUAUCCUCCGCAUUGCACACACGCUCUUCAGGGCUUAGACGUUGUGUGUUUCUCAAAGAUGAAAGAGUGUUGGAAGCGGGAGAUCGCUGCGUUCGAGGCAAGGAUGAAAAGGGACGUAACAAAGGCUGAGUUCUUGACAGUAUGGUCACCCGCAUACAAGGCUGCAUUCGAUGAGAAGACAGUCCAGGCUGCGUUCAGGGUAACCGGUGUCGUACCUUUCAAUCCAAACUUUGUGUCGGCAGAACAGUUGGCUCCCAGCCAAGCUACCUCAACCUGCGGCGAGUUUCCGAUGCUCCAGCCCAGCCCAGUCCGCAGAAUCACCCAGGCCAUGGCACUCCAUCACCCUACCCGUCUUGAGAGGUCCUCGGACUUGCUCGAGCUGUCUCCACCAUCCACACCAACACGCCGUCCAUGGAAUGAGCCCGAAAACAAAGACCUGGACCCGUGGACACCAUCAAAGAAGAUGCGAACGUUGUACGCACACCUUGGUUCGACCUCGGCAGGAUCCUUGCUGCUCAGCACGCCAAAAAUCACAUCUCGCACAAACCCAAUCCGCAGUCCUGUUAUCCAGUCGAUGCCGUCGAAGUUGCCAGCUCCAAAUUGGAACCUCGCCAUGCCGGGUUCAAGCAAAGAGAGCUGGAAGACAAGAAGUCAGCUGGAGGCAGAAAAUGAAGAGCUGAAAGAGCACCUGAAGCGUGCGCAAGCACAGUCUGUCAUCAAAGAUCACAUGCUCGGCCAAGCCAAUGCGACAAUGGUCCUACAAAACAUCACCCUGAAGAAGACUAAUGAGGCCCUUCACCAACAGGAAGAGCGCGCAACAAAUGAACGGGCUCGUCUGUUCAAGGGCCAAGCACAGUGCCUGUCAUCUGAUGAGUUCUUCAGUGAGGUACAACGGAUAAACAAAGAAAAGGAGACAAGAGAUGCAGAGAAGUUGAGAAGGAAGACGGCCAGGAGCGACAGAAAGGCUGCCAAAGCUGCUCUGGACGAGCAGUGGGUCAAGAUGAAAGCAGACCAUGCCAGUGACGUGGCCAUGUGGGACCGGGAAUGCGCGGAAUUGGUCAAAACAGGGGCUCGAAAGAAGGACUUACCACCUAAACCCAAGCUCCCUCGAAAGCCACUGCUUCCACGCCUUGAGGAAGAGGCAGACGACGACGACGACGACGACGACGAUGUAGAUCAAGAGCAGGAUGUGUGA
Messenger RNA from Mycena citricolor, 1269 nucleotides. Lineage: Eukaryota; Fungi; Basidiomycota; Agaricomycetes; Agaricales; Mycenaceae. The record is from the annotation of a GenBank genome assembly.